Messenger RNA from Penicillium canariense, 3108 nucleotides. RefSeq names its product sodium/calcium exchanger protein. The record is from RefSeq and is a predicted model, not a curated record. The transcript has 2 exons. Gene Ontology annotation, biological process: transmembrane transport; monoatomic cation transport; intracellular calcium ion homeostasis. Gene Ontology annotation, molecular function: monoatomic cation transmembrane transporter activity. Bases 1 to 3108 code for a protein of 1035 amino acids. Gene Ontology annotation, cellular component: membrane. Lineage: Eukaryota; Fungi; Ascomycota; Eurotiomycetes; Eurotiales; Aspergillaceae.
AUGAACCGGUUACCACCCCUCCUGCAGCCCGCCAUCCGCAAUGGCCCUCGAUACUCCGUCCGGCCGUUCUGCGCAACACUUCUUGUGUUCACGACCCUUGCAGCCGUUAGUUGGACCCUGACGAGGUCUGGAAAUGGACAGGUACAUGAGCGUACAGCAGCGGGUGUGUCUCUCCUGCGACGGGCCGACGAACCAGAGUGCCGCCUGGUUCGUGAUGUGAAGGAUCAGUGCGCCUAUGUCCGCGAGAAUUGCCCUGAUCACCAGGAUGGCCUCCUCUCUUACCUACAGCUCUACUACUGCGCCCUUGCCAAUGCCAAACCAUUAGCGUUCAUUAUCAUACUUGUCUGGCUGUCGCUACUUUUCAGCACUAUCGGUAUCGCGGCCAGCGACUUUCUAUGCAUCGAUUUGAGUACACUGGCGAGUAUUCUCGGGUUGAGCGAAAGUCUAACAGGCGUCACGUUCCUCGCCUUCGGCAACGGGAGUCCUGAUGUCUUCUCGACAUUCGCCGCUAUGCGGUCGAACAGUGGUAGCUUGGCGAUUGGAGAGUUGAUCGGAGCGGCCAGCUUCAUCACCACUGUGGUGGCUGGCUCUAUGGCUUUGGUCCGGCCGUUCAAAGUCGCGCGGCGGAGCUUUGUCCGUGAUGUUGGGUAUUUUGUGAUCGCCGUCAGCUUCAGCAUGUUCUUGUUGGCUGAUGGCCGCCUUCACGUUUGGGAAUCAGCUGCCAUGGUUGGCUUGUAUGCUUUUUACGUUGUGAUGGUAGUUAGCUGGCACUGGUAUCUGGUUCGACGCCGCCGGGAGUACGAAAGAGACCUAGUUGCCCGAACCCACUUUCACAUCCCAGACAACCAGGAGCUGGAGGUCGAGCAGCCAAUCGAGGAUGAUGAUCCCGGUGUGGCCUCGGAAUCCCGAAGCCUUCUCCGUGGAGCAUCGACAGACGAUUUUGACCUUCUGGAACGGGCGGAAGGGAUCCCCAUUUGGAAGGAAGAAGAUGACGAAGACGACGAGGCGCGCAAUCGGUAUUUGGCCGAGAUUCGUGACAAUAUGCAUGUCUUCCGGCCUCCAAACCGGUCAAGGCGAAACACCAUGAAUCCGAUUCGUCCGAGUCUGGUCGGUGCACUGGAAUUCCAGUCAGUGCUGCAGUCACUUCAGAGGUCGAGGACUACCCGGCAUAAACCGACGAUCAGCUUUAGUAGUUACUCUGACGAUGGUGACGAUUCGUCUCAGCCAUUCGAUACCCGUUCCAUUGCAUCCCACCCUCGUGCUAGCAGACCCACUACUGUCAACGAUCGCCUGUCACCCCUCGGUGGAGAAGGCUCUCGAGCACGAGCUGUGUCGGCAAAUUAUGCUGAUGGAUUGAAAAUUGACACCAGUGUUUUUGAUCUUCGAUCAGAGCACGAUCAAGCUCCUCGCCUUACUGUCAGACGGCCCUCCAAUGAGCGUGCAGGAAGUCCGGGAGGGAUGCAGACUCCCCAACUCCCUCGAAUCGAUACCAAUGCGCUGCUGACUGCCUCUCCAUCAUCAUCGGAGUAUCCAUCGCCGAAUGCAAGCCCAACUAUUGGCCCGAGCGUUCCCCAAACACCAGACUUGUUAGCUCCCCCUGGAGCUUUCCGCUCGCCAAACUAUCAAACAUCGGCAACACAUGAUCGAUCGCCGCUCCUCGUUUCCCCCCGAGGGGCCACUGAUAGCUACCAUUCUGGACCUAGUCCGGAAAGCCCAGCUGCGCCGUUCCCCACCUUUAUCCAUAUACCUUCCGCUCAAUCCUCUGGGGCACCCAGUAUCCGUCUGCCCAACCCAGUGGCGAGCCCGUCAGAGCAGCUCCUGAUCCAGGACGGCCAUAACGGCAUGGCAAAUGAAAACUCCUCUUUCCAAAGCUCUUUGGUGAAGUGGUGGCCAGAUUCACUCCCUGCUGCCUCUCAGAUUGGUUGUACACUUUUCCCCACCUUGGCUGGCUGGAAGUCCAAGGGUAUAACAGCGCGCCUACUGGGGAUAAUCGCGGCGCCCAGCGUGUUCCUGCUCACAAUCACCAUUCCCGUCAUCGAACCCCAGGCGCCCGAAUUUGCGGAGCCAGAUCCAGUGCCCGUCAUCAUUGAGCAAGUGGGCGACAACGAUUACCCAGCCUCGAGGAUAAGAUUACCAGCAGACAGUCCAACCCUUCACCCUGAUGGGCAUGAUCACAAUGAGUCUAUGCCUCGUGUACCUUCCGCGUAUUCACACUCCCGCCGCAAGUCCACACACCAGGAACGUGUUACUCGUCCACGCUGGGAUUCCGAGCUGCCAGCCGUGCCACUCCCAGCUCCCGCAGCGGUUCCUAUGCCAGUCAAGGAUUGCAAUCGUUGGCUCAUUGCGAUCCAGCUUUUCACGGGGCCAUUCUUUGUCACUCUCAUCGCCUGGAGUGCUGCAGACGCAAACCUGAAUCCUAGAAACCUGUUUCUGCCCUCUCUAGUGUCUCUCCUCUUCUCAUUCCUGUGCCUUAGUGCGCUUAUCACGACUACUCGCCGAUGGCCAUGGCACCGAGAGGGCCCUACUGAUCAGUCUUACUUCCACCCCCACGAGGCAUCAGAAAUACUUUCUCCCAAGGGUCUUUCGUCUGCAUGGCGGCCCUUCCUUUCCCUCCUUGGCUUUUUGGUCUCAAUCUCUUGGAUUGCAACAAUCGCAACCGAAGUUGUCUCCGUGCUGAAGACCAUCGGCGUAAUCCUCAAUAUCUCCGACUCACUGUUGGGACUGACUAUCUUCGCUGUCGGCAACUCGCUGGGCGACCUCGUCGCCGACAUUACGGUCGCCCGACUCGGAUACCCUGUGAUGGCUCUCAGUGCAUGUUUCGGUGGCCCCAUGCUCAACAUCCUCCUCGGCAUCGGUCUCGGUGGUCUGUACAUGACUAUGAAAGGAGGCAAGUCAUCCCGGAAGCAUGACGAGAUAGCUCGGGUCCCCUACGAGGUCGCCAUUUCCAAGGUGCUAGUCAUCAGCGGCGCCACUCUCCUAGUUGUUCUUGUGGGUCUUCUGAUCGUGGUUCCAUUGAACAACUGGCGCAUGGAUCGCAGGAUUGGGUGGGGUUUGAUUGUGGUGUGGUGUGUGAGUACCUUGGGGAAUGUCAUUGCCGAGGUUUUAUAA